Austrofundulus limnaeus is the source of this 1851-nucleotide messenger RNA. It is a transcript of the gene fam20a, whose product is annotated as FAM20A golgi associated secretory pathway pseudokinase. NCBI's taxonomy places the organism in Eukaryota, Metazoa, Chordata, Actinopteri, Cyprinodontiformes, Rivulidae. Gene Ontology annotation, biological process: enamel mineralization. Gene Ontology annotation, cellular component: Golgi apparatus. Gene Ontology annotation, molecular function: protein serine/threonine kinase activator activity; protein binding. The record is from RefSeq and is a predicted model, not a curated record.
GAGGAGGAGGAGUGAGGCUGGAAGGAAAAUACAAACUUGGACAAACUUGGGAUGACCUGGAUCUGACUGGCUGUGGCAGACUGGAAGGAGGUGUUGUUCUAAACUCUGGGCUUUUUAGCUUUUUAUUUGUUUUCUCCUGCAGCAGUCCCGUCGCCUCAGCAAUGAGGAAGGACCGUCUCCUCCUGGCUGCAGCCCUCACAGCCGUCUUCUCAGCUGAUUUCUACUUCAUCCUGCUGCCCAAGCUGCAGAGCAGGAGGCAGGCAGAGGGACACGGCUGCUCCUGCGCUCCCACCGAUGGGAACCUCAGCCUCCCCAGGCUGGAGGGCCUGGCGACGCCGCGGCUCUCCAACUGGACUCUUCCAGGUGUUGUCCCGCCGUCUGAGCCCGCCGACGGAGGCUCCAAGCUGGAGAGGCUGUUCGCUCAUCCUUUGUACAACAUCCAGACUCCAGACCUGAGGGCGGAGGAGAGGCUGCUGCAGGUGGAGCAGCUGAUGGAGUACUACAAGAAGAAGGUGUCACACUGGGAGAGGCAUAAGAAACUUUACGACGAGGCGGCAGCUUUGGCCAACAUCUCGUUGACGGUGCAAGACAUGACGUACGAUCCCGACGCCAGCUGGCUGAAGUUCCACUCUGGGAUCAACCGCUACGCCCUGUACUCCCGGGAGGACCCCGCCAUCCUCCAGCUUCUCAAGGACAUGCGGAACAUGACGAUUGUAGACGCAGAUUACACACAGGAUGAGAAAGCUUUGAAAGGAGCGUGUGAUUGCACUCAGGUGGUGAAGCCCAGCGGACAUCACCUGAAGCUGGCUUUGAAAAUGCACAACUUUGGUAAAGCCAUGUUUAAACCAAUGAGACAGCAGAGGGAAGAGGAGACUCCAGAGGACUUCUUCUACUUCGUUGACUUCCAGAGACACAAUGCAGAGAUCGCAGCAUUUCACCUGGACAGAAUCCUGGACUUCCGAAGGGUUCCUCCGGUGGCUGGCAGGCGAGUGAAUGUCACAGCAGAAGUUCUCCAAGUGGCCCACAAUGAAGACCUGCGAGCCGUGUUCUUCACCUCACCAGCAAACAACACGUGUUUCUUCGCCAAGUGCCUUUAUGUGUGUAAGACAGAAUAUGCCGUGUGUGGGAGCCCGGACAUGCUGGAGGGMUCGCUCUCCGCCUACCUGCCGGGCCUCAGCAUCGCUCCCCGCCUCUCCAUCCCCAACCCCUGGACACGCUCCUACACCUUCAACGGACACCAGGAGUGGGAAGUGAAUCCUUUCUUCUGUGACUCAGUAAAGCAAAUGCCUCCAUAUAACUCAGGCAGCAGGCUGCUCAACAUCAUAGACAUGUCCAUCUUUGAUUUUCUAAUAGGUAAYAUGGACAGACACCAUUAUGAAAUUUUCACCAAAUUUGGAGAUGAAGGAUUUCUUCUCCACCUGGACAAUGCCAGAGGGAUAAAACAUUCCACUCUCCUGAGACUGCAGCUCCUGGCCCGGUCAGAGUUCAGGCUCAGCGACGUGAUGAGGGAAUCACUUUCGAGAGACUCUUUGCUGCCGGUCCUGACUGAGCCCCACCUCUUAGCGCUGAACCGCAGGUUAAACAAGGUCCUCCUAAUGGUCCAGCGCUGCGUCCGGAGRCUGGGCAAGGACGUGGUGAUUACCAAAGACUUUAUAAAACCCACAGAGAAACCUCGGACGAGCUCAGAUCUAGAAAUGUUCAGGUAACAGCUCAGGCACGAAGUGACUCAGACCACCAGGAUCACCAGCAGAGAGGAGACAGCUGUCAUGCACUGGAUGAAUCCAAUUUAUUCUGCUUUACAUGCUGACUGUGUAGAGAUAUUUUUUAAAUAAAGUUAUUUUGUAACAUGAA